This is a messenger RNA of Salvelinus sp. IW2-2015, 1335 nucleotides long. RefSeq names its product ankyrin repeat and SOCS box protein 13-like. Lineage: Eukaryota; Metazoa; Chordata; Actinopteri; Salmoniformes; Salmonidae. Gene Ontology annotation, biological process: positive regulation of protein catabolic process; protein ubiquitination. The record is from RefSeq and is a predicted model, not a curated record. Gene Ontology annotation, molecular function: protein binding.
UUAGGGAAAAUAAAGCCAAACAARMUCAGURCUCUKCURUUGCAGUAAUAUGAACAUUUUGACAAAACAUUUGUACUACAACUCCCAGCAUGCCCUUAAAUCCAUCAGAGGUCAUGUCAAAACCAGGCACGUGAUGUGUCAGUGCCGCAUGUACACAGCUCAAAUGUGUUUGUUUACUUCUCGCAGGACGUAAUUUACAGUUUUUCAACAUAAAACGGGAUUUGACCAAAUGAUGGAGGUUGAAACUGCCAGACCAUACUUCUUUGGAGACAUAGGCUGCUGGUCGGAGAGGACCGAGGUGCACAAGGCGGCCUCCGAGGGACAUGCUGCCCAGCUGCAGAAACUCAUCCAGAGCGGAGCCUCCGUCAACAUAGUGGCUGUGGACUCUAUCACCCCCCUCCAUGAGGCAUGUGAAAGGGGGCAGACCCAGUGUGUCAGGCUGCUACUGGAUGCUGGAGCACAGGUGGAUGCCCGUAACACGGAUGGUAGCACCCCUCUGUGUGAGGCCUGCUCGGUCGGGAGCUUUGACUGUGUACGGAUGCUGCUGGAGCAUGGGGCCAAYGUGAACCCCACCCUCUCUUCCCGGACCACCUCACCCCUACACGAAGCCUGCAUGGGGGGUAAUGCUGAUGUUGUGAAGAUCAUGAUCGCUAAAGGUGCCAGUCUGGAGGCAUAUGACCUGUACUAUGGGACCCCACUUCAUGUGGCWUGUGCCAACGACCACACAGACUGUGUCAAGGCACUACUCAACGCAGGUGCCAAAGUGAAUUAUGCUCGGCUGCACAAGACGGCCCUGCACCAUGCUGCUAAAGUGAAGAGUGCAGACAUGAUCGACAUGCUGGUGGAGUUUGGGGCGAACAUCUACGCCAAAGACAAAAACGAUAAGAAGCCCAUUGACUACAUCGAACCCGGUUCUCCUGCUGCACUCUGCUUAGAGUUUUAUGAAAGUAAGUCAGUGUGAGAGAGAUUUUUAAACUACACUUACCAGUUAUAAGCAAUAGACAUGUACCCAUAUGUUUUUUGUGGAUUUCUAAGCAAUGUCACAAUGUCACCAGUAGGUGGUGCCCAUUGCUAAUUUUUCAGGAUCAAAAGUUACAGGUAGUGGAAAAGUAAAAAAGAAUUAAAAUAAUAACUUGAUAAUGUUGAACCCAUCAAAAACAGCUGUUUGAACACUUCUUAAUUGGUACACAAUACUCGGGUCAAGGUAGAUUUAAUUUCUUCCUGGCACGGGCCUCCUUUUUUUAUGGGCCUAAUUAUAGAAUGACAUAUAAAGUAGCAUCCAUAUUAAUUUCAAAUCGAAUCAAACUUUAUUUGUCACAUGCGCCGWGUACAACA